GGGCCUGCAAGUGCGUAAGCAAAAAGUCACCAAAUCAGUACAAAACUCAAAAACUUGUCUCCAGGUGUUGCGUGCUUGGCAAGCAGCGAUCAUUGGGCCACACAUCCGCUGGCACCACAUCGCUCCAAUUGCGCAGCCAAGCCUAGGCAUCCGACAUCAGAGCAUAAGCACCGGAAUUGGAUUUGGAAUCCAAGUCGAAGUCGAAACGCGGGUCGCAGCACUUAGCGCAUGGGAGCGUGAACCAAAACAGCAAGAAUGCAGCUGCAUGACUGCAUAAGCUGCUAUUCGACUUCUUUAUACCCUAACCUGCGCUGCGCUGUGCUGUCAGGCCGCUCAGCUGGUCCAAUAUACCCUCCGUCUCGUUUGGCCGUUGGAGGCAGCAAAAAGUAAGUCCGUGCUAGCACGCAAUGCCGGUGCCAAUCCGCUUUCGCAGUCGACGAGUUGGAGCUGCGCAAGAACCACCAAGAGCUGCCCGCAAAGACAUGACUACAUGCAGUGUGACCAGCACACCAGCGCGGUUCGCCCGCUGCCUAGCUAACUUCCAGGUGGACGAGCUGCUGCUGCUGAAGAAGUCCGUGAUGAGUAUGGAGUCGCUGGAUAAGAACGAUAGUCUCCCGCCGACUACUGAAUGCCCACAGAUGUCGCCGGAUGGAUCGCCGCUGCCAGAGCGAAUGGCCUUGAUGGCCGCAGAUCGGGGUGAGCACGACACAACUGGCUCCCAUGGUCCCUGGCACUCCCAUCCACACGCGCCGACUUCCUGGACCGAGGAGAAGCCCUCAAAGUUGCAGACCCUCUUCCAGAUCAGCAUUACGGCCCUGGCCUUUCUCUCCUUCGGCGGCUAUCUACUCUGCCUAAUCGUGCAGGCCAUCAAGAGCAAGGGCACCACCUACUUCCACCCGGUGGCCACGGCCACCACCAGCUCAUCCACAGGCAAUGUGAAACGCAUCAAGAUAUACCGCCGCAGCAAGCGCAGCUCCGUGCGCCACGAUAGCGAUCUGCCGACUCUGCUGCAGCAGGACUACGCCUCCUACAUGAAAUCUUUGCGAGAUCGCGGCUGGGGCAUGCUUACCUAG
Messenger RNA from Drosophila simulans, 1073 nucleotides. RefSeq lists its product as uncharacterized. NCBI's taxonomy places the organism in Eukaryota, Metazoa, Arthropoda, Insecta, Diptera, Drosophilidae. The transcript has 3 exons. The record is from RefSeq and is a predicted model, not a curated record. Bases 408 to 1073 code for a protein of 221 amino acids.